AUGGGCUCCGCACGGAAGUUCACCACCGGCCUUUCAUCCCAUAUUUCCGAGAGCCUGAACGGAAUGGCCCCAGAAUAUCCUCAGCUGGACUGUUUCCUCAGCCAGAAUUAUGGUGGCAGGAAUUUGAUACCACAGAACCCAAGCCAUCUCACCAUCUUGAAGACACAUCAAGGACGCACCUCAUUCACUCAAAAGCAGCACAAAGGGCUGGAGGCUCUGUUUAGUAGGACCAUGUUCCCAGACACGAACCUUCGGAAAGAGCUGGCUGUGAGACUCAACCUACAGGAGAAAACUAUAAAGGUCUGGUUCAGGAACAGGCGAUUCAAAUUGAGAAAGCAGCAGAAGCAGCAAGAACAGUCACUACAGCAGUCCAGCCAAGUCCUUCAAGCCAAGAAGAAUGCGCCCUCCUCACUCAGAAUGUCGACUAACCCUGACUUUUUCCCCCCUGUGGUUUUAAAUUUCAAUAGCUCCCUUCCAUGUCCGCCCACAAGCCCUUCUGACUGUUCAGAUGACUUUAUCUUUGCAGAAAGCCCCGAGAUUGAUUUCCACAUACAUGAUCCUCCAUUGGAGAGGCUGGAGUCCUCCGUCCCUGUUCUAUUUCCUGACAGCUAUGACAUAACCCAAGUUAUAGAACUAUACAGUUUUCCUGAUGAGUGGGAGGCCUCUAGGUGUUCCUUCAGCUGUCUGUAUCAGUAUCUUCCACCUGCAAGGUCCCAGAUUGAAGGACAGGGUAUCUCUCUCAGCAUCUGUGAUGGACCAGCUGUUGGUCCAGCUCCUGGGCAAACCUGCAUACCCAGUAUGAUGAGCCAAGGCUCUUCUGCUUGA
Molecule: messenger RNA, 825 nt
Organism: Fukomys damarensis (Damara mole-rat)
Lineage: Eukaryota; Metazoa; Chordata; Mammalia; Rodentia; Bathyergidae
Gene: Argfx
Product: arginine-fifty homeobox
Exons: 4
Coding region: 1-825 (274 amino acids)
Biological process (GO): regulation of transcription by RNA polymerase II
Cellular component (GO): nucleus
Molecular function (GO): RNA polymerase II cis-regulatory region sequence-specific DNA binding; DNA-binding transcription factor activity, RNA polymerase II-specific
Source: RefSeq, a predicted model, not a curated record